Carassius gibelio (silver crucian carp) is the source of this 2437-nucleotide messenger RNA. RefSeq names its product small integral membrane protein 4. NCBI's taxonomy places the organism in Eukaryota, Metazoa, Chordata, Actinopteri, Cypriniformes, Cyprinidae. The record is from RefSeq and is a predicted model, not a curated record. The transcript is spliced from 2 exons. The coding region runs from base 587 to 829 and encodes 80 amino acids.
AAUUCUGACAUCAUGUCACCCUCAAGUUGCUCCGAAAAUGUUUGAGUUUCUUUCUUCUGUUGAGUAUAACAACAGAAUACAUUUUAAAGAAUGUUAUUAACCAAACAGUCAUUGACUUCCACUGUAUUGUUUUCAUACCAUGGAAGUCAGUGGCUACUGUCAACUGUUUAACCAACUGUUACCAACUUUCUUUAAAAUAUUUUGUGUUUAACAGAAGAAAGAAACUUUGGAACAACUUGAGGAUUUUAGGGUGAGUAAUUUAUGACAGAAUUAAAUUUUUUGGGUGAUUUAUCCUCAAUUUAAGUUUUGUAUUAUAGAAAGCAUAUAGCAAUGAUGAGUAGUCCCUGUAUGUAAGGGAGUUGGUUGACUCCAGUCAGUGGACCUAUUAGAGCACACACAUUAUGACGUUUACGCCGCCAUGUUUCCUGUUCUGUUCUGUAAGCGCAGUGGAAACAUGCGAUAAGACUGCAGUGUUGAAGGACAGCUGCUCGGAUGGUGUAUUCUAGCCAUUACAGCUCAUUUUAAUAAGUGCAUAUUACUGCGCUGUGCUAAAGGAAGGGUCUUGCCGUUGACUGUGUUUUGAAAGAUGUUUAGAAAAAGCCAGAACCUAAAAUAUGUAUUAAGUCUUGUACCCGGAAAAAAACGUUUCGGGACGUACAGAUUUUUGCCCUUGUUCUUCUGUAUCGGGGGCGUCAUGGAGUGGAUCAUGAUUAACGUGAGAAUAGGAAAAGAAACGUUUUAUGAUGUCUACAGAAGAAAACAAUCGGAGAGGGAAUACCAGCACAAGAUUGAGGAGGGCUUUGGGCUCACAGAGUCUGAAGCCAAAUGAGAUCAUCAGAAAACACUGGAAAUAAACCCUCACCAUCAUAAAGAGACUGAAAACAAAACCGCCUUGAGACUUUUGCACACUAACACACUUUUGAUAUCAUUCAAAAAUGGGAAUUUUAUUACACAUCAGCUGUAGGGCAGCUGUGACAUGGACUGUGUGAUUAUGAGAUGCAGAAAGCUGCUAAUGUUUGUUUCUGUAAGGAAAAUGGCAAUUUUUGUGUAAAAGUUUUUCCUGCAAUAAAAAUGUUUUGUGAUUUUAAGUAAUACACCGAAUAUUAUUUUAAUCAAAUGAAUGCAAAACUGAAGUAAUAAACAAUUACCCUUGUCAUCUUUAUAGUCUGCUCCUGGACUUUCAUCAUCUGUAUCAGCUGUUAAGAAUGACCUCUUUCUAGGUUAGCACAUGAAAAGAAAACUAGUGUAUUGUUUUCCCUCAAAAUGAACAAGUUCAACCAGUUCACAUGAUAUUUUGCCUUUUGAUGAGCUAAUGAGUUCCCAGAUAACUUGCUGACGGUGCUGGUUCCCAUUAGAUAUCAUAUAAUCCCAGAAUGGAUUUAACAGGUUUUCCAUCGAAUACCUUUCUUGGAAUAGAUUUAUAAUAUCUUGCAUUCUGAUUAUACAAAUAUAAAAUACAUUUGUUUUAGCCAUCAAAAACAUUAACAUGUUAAGCAAAACCUGUUUUAAUAAUAGGAACUUAGCAUUAUCAGCAUUAAUUUCCAUACUUUUGGUUUCUUGGCUUCCAUGACAAUUCUACUCUCUGAGAUUAAUUCUUCAUCAUCUACUAUUUUCAGUAUCCCUUUGAGUUUAGGCACCACUUUACUGGUUCAUGCUGGUUCACAAAAUAUCCACGACACGGUCACGAAAAAGAGUAAAAUCCUUAGAUCCAUCAUCGCUGUUGUGGUGUGUGAAGAAGAGAGAGGAGCGACACAGUCUGUCACAGCCUCAGAGUAAAAUGAGACCUCUCUGCCUGUGAACCAUUAAAAAACAUUCAUGAAACGGCUUUAUCCCACUCUGUGCUGUCUUAUGGUUUUUUAACAGAUCACUCACCUCUCUUCCCACCAAAAUAAAAUGCUGUGAUCCACCUUAUGCUUCUGUUGUGCAUAUGCAUGUUUUGAAAUUGUGCUUAACUGUCUAAGUGGAUUAAAAAAAACUUUGAAAUCGAUAUACUUUGCCGUCUUCUUAUGAAUAAGAAUUAUCUUACAACAAGAUGUGUGUUCCUUCCUUUUGUGAUUUAAUGAGACAUUUUCAGGGAACACUGAUUCGGAGAAACAGAGGGAAAGGGGAGAAUGAACAGUGCUGGCCAUGGAAAUAAAGGACGGAAUUCAACAGGAAAUUAUUAUUAGUUCAGGAAUCUUGGACUGCAUGUUUGUAUAUGGUGAACUUGCCAACUCAAAAUCAAUGCGUUUCAUCCAUCUCUAUGUGAUGUUCAAAAGCUUUAUUGUUAGAAAUGCGGUUUGUUUGGGAGGUAUCAGGAUGGACUGAGAGAAGAGGGAGAAAAACUUCUGUCCCCUUGCCUUUGAUUAAGCCGAAGUGAAAUUUUCUGAUUUUAAUAAUAUCCAGGUGUUCAAACAAAUGCAUGCCAAGACUUUUAAUUAAAAGGCACUUCCUCAAC